Messenger RNA from Lucilia cuprina (Australian sheep blowfly), 459 nucleotides. RefSeq lists its product as uncharacterized. The transcript is spliced from 2 exons. Lineage: Eukaryota; Metazoa; Arthropoda; Insecta; Diptera; Calliphoridae. The record is from RefSeq and is a predicted model, not a curated record. Bases 18 to 380 code for a protein of 120 amino acids.
UUUAUAUUUGUUCUAUUAUGAAUGAAAAUAACUACAUAUGUUUUUUACAAAUUCUCUAUAUAAACAUCAUUGAGCUUCCGAAAAGGUAUCAGUUAAGUUUUCAAUUGUUUAACAUCAUGAACUUCAACAAAUACUUAGCUUUUUUGGCCAUUUUGAUCUUGUGUGUUUUGGGUCAACAAGCUGCUGAAGCCCAUCAUCAUCAUCUUUUCGGAAAUAUUGGUCAUGAAUUGGACAAGGGAGUAAAACAGAUAGAAAAAGUUACCGAAGAUGUUACUAGUGUUUCUGGUGAUAUUCAAACAGUUGCCGGUGGAAUUGAGAAAGCAACGAAGGUAGUUGAGGCUGGUUCUCUUGCCGGUGCUGUUGCAGCAGCUGCCGCCUAGAUUAAAGAACUAAGUGAUUGUAUCUGUUUAGUUCAUAUAUUAAUAUAAAUAUAAAAUAAAAAUACUGUAGCGUUAUCAA